This is a messenger RNA of Drosophila obscura, 1527 nucleotides long. RefSeq lists its product as uncharacterized. NCBI's taxonomy places the organism in Eukaryota, Metazoa, Arthropoda, Insecta, Diptera, Drosophilidae. Bases 277 to 1527 code for a protein of 416 amino acids. The transcript is spliced from 2 exons. The record is from RefSeq and is a predicted model, not a curated record.
ACAGAUUUUUCAGAGCGUCAACUUCAUAUCGAUAUUUUUAUUUUAUUCCACUAAAACAACAGCAAAAUUUACAAAACAAUAAUAAUAUUUUUUCAUCCGGUACCAGCAAAAAUAACUCAAGAAGGAGAACUCAAGUACAACGCGCUUACCGUUUCACAUAAGGAUACUGCGAAGUGAGAUUGGAUUGCUUGGACGGCUCUGACGUAUAGAAGGAACAACGCUCCUAUUGGUUAGGGACGAGCCCAAAAUAAGACAACGGUCGAAAGCUCAUCAAUCAUGGAUUCCGAGGAUGAGGCUGUCUUCAUGUUUAGCUGCGAAUCAUUCGAAUCAUGUGCAGCUAUGCCCCCGGAUCUGACGGGGGGAUUGCUGGACUGCGAGACUGCGGCAUACGCGUCCGAUGCAUCGCCAGCGACCAGCGUCGUGCAGGAGGAAGUAUCCUCAUCCGUAUCGCAUGGGGAGAGCAAAGCAGUGUCUGGCGCGUUGAAUGAGCCAACAGAUUCGGACGACUCGGUUGAGAUGCCGCUGAAGAAUGCGAAGAAUUGGAACUUUGUGGAGCACUUCAAGAAGGACCCGAAUGGCUUCCUGCAUGAAAUUGUCGAACGCUAUGUCCACCUGAACAAUGUGGUCUUGAGGAAAAGUAAUUUGGCCAAGCGGGCCGCUGAACAGUCAAAAAUUGACAGGCAGCAGUUGUUGGAGGAGAAGAAGCUGACCAGCGAUAUGCGCCAAGAGCUGGAGGACUGCAAAAAGAGUCUCGAGGAGGCGAACGCUAACUGCCGCAGCCUGGCCGUUGAGAGUCAGCAUUAUCUGCUGGAAUUGGAUCACACCAGAGAACAGUUCUACGAUGAACGUUCCGAUGACUUGAUGAAGCCCGGUGGAGGAGGGGAUGUGCCCGGCAACAUUCAGAAAUACAAAAGGUUGUGUACGGCCCUCAAAACCGUGCUCGAUCGGAACCAAGCCGUUAUUCAGGAGUUGCAACGGCGCAACGAAAAAUUAGAGCUUGAUGCCGCUUCCAUGGCAUCGGCACCUUCACCAGCACCGCCAUCAGUGAUCAAUGAAAUGAAUCAGAAUCUGAGCGCGGAAAAUGCCGCGCUUAAGGAAGAGCUGAAGUUCUACAAGAAGCAUUUCUUUGAUGACAACGCCGAGGUGUUGCAGAAAAACAACGAACUGCAGGCGGAGCUCACGCAGAUGCAAACAACUUGCGAGACUCUGAAUGCUGCCAAUGAGAAGCUUUCGACUGAAAUGGGGAUCUACAGGGAGUCGUUUUACAAGAGCAAAUCAAAGGGCAAGGACGAAUUGAAGGCAUUCUGUCUGGAUAUUCAAAACGAACUCGUGGAGAGUAAGCAAACGGUUGAGAAAUAUCGUUUGAUGAACGAGAAGCUGACCGACAAAGUGGCUGACAUGAAAAUUAUGAUCAGCCGCAUGGAUAUCCAUGCGAAGGGACUCCAGGUGGCGCUCAAAAUUAACACUGAACUUGAGAAGCGUGGGCUUGUGCGGAAGCCAAGGCCAAAGAGCUACUCGAAAGUGUGA